Molecule: messenger RNA, 6603 nt
Organism: Canariomyces notabilis
Lineage: Eukaryota; Fungi; Ascomycota; Sordariomycetes; Sordariales; Chaetomiaceae
Product: Not1-domain-containing protein
Exons: 3
Coding region: 1-6603 (2200 amino acids)
Biological process (GO): nuclear-transcribed mRNA catabolic process, deadenylation-dependent decay; negative regulation of translation
Cellular component (GO): CCR4-NOT core complex; P-body
Molecular function (GO): molecular adaptor activity
Source: RefSeq, a predicted model, not a curated record
AUGGUCCCUCAACCCAGACCAGGAACAUUUUCGCCCAGUUCAGCCGCGCAGCCCAUCUACACUGGCACUGUCCACUCUCCCCAUCCUUCUCACGCUGGUGCGCUGAGUGCGGGUGCCAGCCCCAGUACCAGCAGCCCCACUGGGUCAAACUCCCUGACCAAGAUAGCAGUCGCCCAGGUCUAUGUGCUUCUGAGCACCAUCAAGGAGGACAAGGACGAUCCCCGCAAGUGGGAAUCACGGAUAGAAUCUCUGCAGAAGCUCAUAGAUGAACACGGCAUGGAUGUGUAUACAAAGUAUUUCGCGCGACUGGUGGCCGCAAAUGCCUCCCAGAUAUUCCCGGGCCUCAACAGGCCUGUAACAAACCCGGGCAACCAUCAUCUCCUCGAGGCAGAGAUGCGAAAGAUUACUCGCGAGUUUCCCCAGGCCAGGAAAAUUGCCGAGUCUAUUGAGACUGGCACCGAGGACAUCUUUCGCGAUUUCGAUCUCUCCACCUUCAUGGAGCAUUUCCAGCUGGACGCUCUUGGGAAGACGCUGCUGGCGCUUGCUUUCAAGCUCGGCCCCAGAACCGACUUGAAAACCAAAGCCGAUGCCAUCCUCUCAACCAAUUUCCCUACAUUUGUUAAUAUCCUAAGCAGGCCGCCUGGUGAUCGUGCGGAUCUUGAGCCUGAUUUUGUCGCCGAACUAAUCGACCGCUUCAUCCAAGUCCACCCUCCCAACUUCAACGCCGCAGCGAAACGGGAAUUGGAACACAAGGUGCAGCAGCGAUAUGCUCAGUCCAACGAAGCCAAGCCGCCCCCCUCCCAGGUGCUUGCGGCACUCGACCUGAUCCGCGUCCUGGCUGACAAGCCCCCAAACGCACUUGCAUUAUAUAUUCACAGGACCGGGCCCGCCUUCACCGUCGACGAGGAGACUUGCGUGAACUUCCUCAAGAACCGGCCACCUAACAUCCAGCUUACCGAGGAACAAGUCUCCGUGGCUUUGACGUAUACCACCAUCAGUCUGACGCCUCGUCACAACCCUUCAGUCUUCGUUGCCGCGCUCCGGCAUAUCCUGCCCGACAGUUUCAGGUGGCAAGAUGUGGUAUCGUACUUUGAUCAUGGAGGGGCUCGGAUCACGCGUGACCAGUUCCUACGCCUGUACAAUGCCUUGGUGCCGAUAGCGCGGGAGGACAGCUCUGAGUUCAAUAUUCAGCGCUUGUGGGGUGGCGAGUGGGAGAACCCCGAAACACAACUUUCCUUCAUCUGCGCAUUCGCGUCUCUAAGCCCGGAGCAGCUGGAUGCGACCACCAUUCCGGGCCUGAAACCGACAUUCACGGUUGAUGAGUACGCUCAAUCGCAUCAGUCAAUAAGAGAUACCGCCGCAUAUGCCGUCAAGCACCCCCUGGUGUCCGAGGCGGCCCUGUCUGCCGUUUUCAACGUUGCGCUCCAUUCGAUGCAUGCCUCACAGAGCACUGAAGCCAAGCGUCUCUUCCAGGAUGUGGUCGUCCCGAACCUAGCCAUCUUCGUCGUCUCGGCUUUCGGAGUCCCCAAACCCUGGCCGACAAUGGCCGAAGAAACGCUAGUGUCUUUGUUCGAUGGCUUCCUGGCCAGGUCGCCUGAGGCUGACUUUGUGAUGGACAGUCUUUGGAGGAGGGAUAAGGAGUGGGUGAAGCAGAGGUUGAUAGACGUUCAUGUUCUGAAGCCCAUCAGCCUGCCGCUAAUCUUUGAACACGCGGUUCGGCAAAACUGGCUCGAUGAGCUUGUCUAUCUUCCCAACGGGUUCGGGCUUGAUCUGGCCGCCUUUGCACAUGCUGAAGGAUACCUCGACCUGCAGCAAUGGGCGCGGAGAAAUGCUGAUCGGAGUACGGAAAUGGCCCGGGCUCUCAUCCAGUUUUUGAUGAUCAAAGCAAACUUCGAACAUGGUUAUCAGCGCCCUCCGGAUGGUCAUCCGCCGGUCAAGGCGAGCACUACCCUGCAGGUCAAGACAGUCUAUCAGCUGCUCCAGAUCCUACAGGACUUCCUGCCAAAAACACCUGUACCGGAGUUGAUCGUGGUGCAAAGAACAUGCAUCACGAUGUACCCGCGCUUGAUCAACUACGGAGAGGGCUUUGACGAUAUCAUUGAUGCCAACGGCCGCGAUGGCAACGCACUUCCGCCUGCUGCCAACGCCAAGAUGGAAGAACAUUACAAGAGGAUGUACAGUGACGAGAUUCAGGUUCGCGAUAUCGUCCAGAUCCUCGAGCGGUACAAGCGCUCUCGCGAUCCUCUGGACCAGGACGUUUUUGCAUGCAUGAUUCACGGCUUAUUCGACGAGUAUGCACAUUACGUUGACUACCCGCUCGAGGCGCUGGCUACCACUGCGGUUCUAUUUGGUGGCAUAAUAUCCCACAAACUGAUCUCGGAUCUUCCACUUCAAAUCGGCUUGGGCAUGAUUCUUGAAGCCGUCAAGGACCACCAUCCCGAUGAGUCGAUGUACAAAUUCGGGUUACAGGCUCUCAUGCAGCUGUUCUCUCGCUUCCGUGAGUGGCCGGGCUUCUGCAAGCAGCUUCUCCAGGUCCCUGGUCUGCAGGGGACCGAGGCCUGGAAGAAGGCGGAGGAGGCGGUUCGCGAGCAUGAAGAGGAGCUUGCCCGCUCCCGCAACGGAGCCGGUAGCGCACAUUCAGGAAUCCUGGGCAACGACAAGCUGACCAACGGCAAUCUGGACGACAGCUUGGCGUCUGAGCAGCACCCGCCUCCCUUUGCGUCCGUGAACGUCGACCCUCCGCCUCCGGGGAUGGCCUACGAAGAUCCGAGUGUCGAAGUCCAAGGCAAGAUACAGUUUGUGCUCAACAAUGUCACUGACACGACGCUCCAAUCCAUGUUCAAAGAGCUUCGCGAAAUGAUGGAGGCGAAGCAUCAGCAGUGGUUCGCCAGCCAUCUGGUUGAGAUGCGGGCCAAAAUGCAACCAAAUUACCAUCAUGUCUACUUGGAGCUCGUCAAGCUGUUUGAGGACAAGGCGCUGUGGGCGGAGGUUCUGAGGGAGACUUAUAUCAGCGUCCAGCGCAUGCUCAACUCUGAACUGACUAUGCAAAACUCGACCGAGAGAACGCAUUUGAAGAACCUCGGCGGCUGGCUCGGCCUUUUGACCCUAGCACGCGACAAGCCAAUCAAGCAGAAGAACAUCGCGUUCAAGCAGCUUCUCAUCGAAGCUCACGAUACCAAGCGCCUGAUUGUGGUAAUCCCCUUUGUGUGCAAAGUCUUGAUCCAGAGCGCAAACUCGACUGUCUUCAGACCGCCGAAUCCUUGGCUGAUGGACAUUAUCCAUCUCCUGAUUGAGCUCUAUCACAAUGCCGAGCUCAAGCUGAAUCUGAAGUUCGAAAUUGAGGUAUUGUGUAAGGGCCUCAAUCUGGACCACAAAGCCAUUGAACCUUCCGGGGAGAUCAUCAACAGGGCGCCCGUCGAAGAAAUGGGCGACAUCUUAGGACCUGAGACGAUUGACAACUUUGAGAGCAUGUCUCUCAACGGAAUGCCAGGCGUCAGCAGCUCCCUCUCGGCCCAUCCUGCCCUUGUGAUCCCGGAUCUCGGCCCAAGCCUGACAAUUCCUCAGACCGAGGUUGUCAGCGCUCCCAAGCUGCAUGAAAUCGUCCGUCAAGCGUUGACACGCGCCUUGCAAGACAUCAUCCAGCCUGUCGUCGACAGAUCCGUCACAAUCGCGGCGAUCUCCACGCACCAAAUGGUCCGCAAGGACUUCGCCACUGAACCGGAUGAGAACCGGGUACGGACAGCGGCGAUCAAUAUGGUCAAGUCUACUGCCGGUAGCCUGGCCCUUGUGACCUCCAAAGAGCCGUUGCGCGCGAACUUUGCCAAUUACUUACGCAACCUCUCGACUGAUCUGCCUCAGGGUUUGCCAGAGGGCAUCAUCAUGCUUUGCGUCAACUCCAACCUGGACCUGGCCUCAAGCGUGAUAGAGAAAUCGGCAGAAGAACGUGCAGUUCCGGAAAUAGAGGAUCUUAUGGAGGGCGAGCUAGAAGCGCGACGUCGCCACAGACUCCAAAGGCCGUCCGAACCCUACUAUGACCCCAACACACUCAGCCGCUGGGCAAUGACGAUCCCGCACCCCUUCAAGCUCCAACCUAACCUUGGCGGUCUUAACGCUGAACAAAUGGCCAUUUACGACGACUUUGCCCGGCAGUCGAGGGUAAAUGCUGCCUCCACCGCUCCCUCCCAUGUCCCAUCCGCCUCGGACGGUAGGGCUCUCGCCAAUGAGGUCCUCGGCGAUCAGUAUAGUGCCGUCACCAGCAUGCCGACGCCUUCCGAGACCCCAUCGAUGCCCCAUUUAGGCGUGCAGCUCCAGCACUAUCCCCAGACUCAUGUAGGGUUGGCGAAUAGUCGACAGCCCGGACUCAACCAGAUCGACUCUAGAACCGUCGCUGAAAGAGUCAACAAGCUCCUGGAGCAGCUGGCCGCCGCCGCCUCCAGCACCCCUGAAGAGCAUUUCACUGACCUUUCCAGGGGCCAUGCUAUCUUGGAUCUUAUCGACGCCCUCAUACAACUCAUUAUCAAGACGCAGCAAACGUCCGAGGAUUUUGUCGGGUACGCUGCGACACAGAUUGUCCAGCUCCUCUUCCGGCAACCCGAGGGCAGCCUGCUGCUGGAGAGCUUGGUUCACGUCCUUGAGAGCCUUCGAAAGAUUGCAGGAGCCGGAUUCAGCGAACAGAUCCGCCAUCUAUUCCACCAACAACCCGGACACGUGUUCCUCCACCUGCCUCUCAUCGCUGCCUUGCUUGGUACAGAUCUGCUUAACUGGCGAAACAUCGACAUAGCAAUGGCAAAGGCACUGGAGCAGCGAAAGGAGGGAUCCAUCGAGUUUCUGGAACAGCUGAUGGAUCUUACCCUCCUCAACGACAGCCCGCUUGCACUCUAUGCUGACUUUGUGCAGAGCCUGGAGGAGGCAUGGUCGUGGAUAACUGAGGAUCCGAGCGUCCCGGCAGGAGAGCGGUUCAAGGCCAAGGUGCUUGCCCCGCUGCCAGAGCUGCCAGCCGGUCUUUCAAAGGAGGAAAUCGCCGCCAUUCAGCAAGAUCAGAUGGACUACGUGUUCGAUGAAUGGAUCCACCUCUGCAGCAACUUCUUCGCCACGGACAGGUCUGCCAUGAUCUUCGUGCAGCAGAUGAAUGCGCGGCGAGUAGUAUCCACCAAAGAAGACUUCUUUAUUUUCACUCGUCAAGCUCUCGACAAGUCCGUCGAACGCUUUGAACAGAGCAUACAGUCCGGCCGCAGCCUGUCAGAAGCCUACCAGGCAGUCGAUGCUCUGGUCCGGAUGAUUAUCAUAUUCGCGAAGGUUCACCGGGAGGACGAUGAGGCCGCCGAUCAGUCGUUGACGGUUGCUUUCCUGGACAGCAUUGUAUCUCUCGGGGUCUUGAUUCUAAACGACCACCACGUCAAACGCGGAGAGAACUUCAACCAGCGAGUCUUUUUCCGCUUCUUUUCGGAUCUACUCCAUGAAGUCGCAGAGUUAGUGGACCUGCUGCCCGAGACCGAGUGCGAGCAGAUUCUCCUGAGAUUCGCGGCCCGGUUUUCGAAUCUACAACCGAGCCUCUAUCCCGGGUUCGCGUACGGAUUUGCAAGCCUCUUAGCCCACCGCUGCUUCCAGCCUGUUAUCCUCCGGCUGCCCCACGAAGCAGGCUGGGCGCCGUACACAAAGCUGCUGACUCAAUUUCUUUCAUACUUGGGUGACUUGCUCAAGCCACUCAACGUCUCGGACCUGGCAAAGGCGAUGUACCAGGCAGUUUUGAAGCUGCUAGCCGCUCUUCAUCAUGAUUUCCCCGAGUUUCUUGCAGCUACUCAUGUGCAGCUGUGCCAGAGUCUGCCGCCCCAUGCGACGCAGCUCAUCAAUCUGAUCCUCGCGGCGAGCCCCCCUUCCUUCAAUAAGCAGGCCGAUCCUUUCCAGCCAGGACUCAAGGUGGACAGGAUCCCAGAUAUGAGAGAAGCGCCUUCUACUUCGUAUGAUGCUUCUGGGAUGCUUCGCCAAAUUGGCCUGCUCGAUAUCCUGGAGCAGACUCUGCAGCAUGGUCCAUCAGAAGAUGCCAUCGCUCAGAUUGGCCACGCGAUCAAUAAGGUCGACGAAGAGGCAUCGAUCUUUGGCUUCGUCCCAGUCAUGGUCAACCGGAGGGUCAUUGAUGCCGUGGUGGGGCAUGUUGCCAACUUUGCCGCCAGCCGCGCAGCCUCCAAGAGUGAUGCUCCCAUCUUUAUUGCCGGGGCUGCGGACUUCAAGACGCUGCAGAUGCUCGUCACUGAGCUCUCCCCUGAAGCGAGGUAUUACCUCCUGAGCAGCAUGAUAAACGAGCUUCGCUUCCCCAACGCGUCAACCAACUACUUCAGCCAUGCGCUCCUCGAAAUCUUUGGUCAUGACCUCUCAGAUCCGGAGGAGACGGACAUCCGUCAGCAGAUUGUGCGCAUCCUUCUUGAAAGGCUAGUGGGCUACUGGCCACAGCCAUGGGGUCUGAUGAUCACGACGCUCGAGCUGCUCCGCAACGACAAAUACCAGUUUUUUGAAUUGCCGUUCAUCAAGGCAACUCCAGAGGUAAGCCGAUCCUACACUCCAAUAGUACUUUGGGCCAAAGCUGACGUCUUGACAUCAGGUUGCUGA